AAUCACUCUUCUACCGUAAUCCGAUCGACUAGCAGUUGACCAAGACAGAAAAAAGGAGAGGAGAGAAAAAAACACGGAACAGAAAUUGGACAAAAUAUCUGCUGGCAUUAAUCAGAAUAAAAUAAAAGAAAACGAGAAAAUCUACAAGGAAAUCUCUUUAAACAAAAGGUAAACUUCAAUUUCCAAUUGACAGUAUUGGAAUCUCUUUACAUUAGAAAAGUUGGCUAAAAUCGUUUCUAUAUUUAAAUCUAUCGAUAGUUGAUUAAAUUUCUAAAACUUGUCCAUAAUUAUCAUAUUUAUCCCUUUCUUAUUAUUGUCUCUUCCUCCCCCAUCUUAUCCAUAGAAAUUAUCUUCUGCUUCUUCUGUCUUGUCAUUCCGUUCUUCUAACGCGAGUUCGAAUUAAUUAGACUAUCUCCAGAUAAGUUUAUUGAUGACCGUUUGGUGAGAGACAAUUCUCUUCCUAGGCCUAACUCCCCUUCCAUCUUACACUUAAAGAAAUUGUCUCUUUCCGGAAUAACUUUGUAUAACUAAAACCGAAAUCUUUCGAAUCGUCAAGAAGAGUUAGCUAAUCGAAUAUUCAGCGAUAUUUAAAAGAGAACACAUCCAUGCCCACAAGUAUUUGUGAAUAAAGUUUUAACAAAACUCAAUUAUAUGCAUAUAAUUUCUCUUCUAUCAGUUUUCAAUUCGUAUAGGACUAUAUAUGCAAUUUAAUUAUGAGAAUGGAACGCUAUUUGAUGUUUUUUUUCCUAAGUUAUUGAGCUAAAAACUUGCGCAUUACAUAAAAGAUUAUUUUAUAGAAACAUUUUAUUUAAAGAGUAAAACAUACGCUGUGUAGUAAAUAAAGAAAUUAAUACAACGCCAUUUCCUGCAAUAUGCAGUAUAUGAACUUGUCUAUACUAUAUAGACUUUAUAUUAUUAUAUAUGGAUAUAAAGGAAAUAGAAAGACAUUUGUCGAACUAGUUCUUUAACUGUUAAGAAGAGAGUAUAACAUUAGACAGUUGUAUAGAUACAGUCUUCUCCGUUUCUCUUCUUUUGGACCAUUAAGAAUAAGACGAUCUGACGUCUUCUUCAUACGUUUUCACUUUUAUUUGCUAAUUUAUUUCCUUGCUUUUACCGAGCAUGAUGUUUCUUAGCUGAUCUUCUAACGUAGAAAUAGGUUUAAAAAGCUUGAGGAUAUGUAUGUCCCUAAAUUGUAUCAGUUUGGGUUAGAGUACCAAUUCGCUUCCCCUCUGUGUAACGAUUAAUUCCAUUUUCCGAUCUUUCCUAAUCGCCCUAUCUUCAGCGUCAUUGGAAUAAAUUGGUCCCCUCUAUAAAUAAAAAACGAUAUACAAUCUGCCUUUCCAUUUUUAUAAGAGUAUAUAAAACCUAUCGAUAUCAUUUAACCUUAUAUCUUCGCUUAUUAGAGAACCCGAUUCACUGUGCAAUUAAAUCAGCUCAAAAGCCGGGCACACUUGCAAGUUGAGGGUAAUAAGGCGAAGCGUUACAAGUAUUUAUUGCUUAAUUGAAAAAAAUCGAGCGUCUCUUUCCUCCACACCUAUCUAAAAACUUUUUAUGAAUGAUGGAAUCUGUCCAAAAAAUGGAAUAUUCACUCGAAAAGAGAAAAAGAUACUAUACAAAUCCUGCAUUAUUUGCACCUAAAUUUUAUUAUUAUAAGACUUUGUCGUCGUCUGAUUAAAAACGGAUUUUCUCUUGAUUAUUAGAUCAAAGCUCCUAAGUUUCUUAACCAUUUUUUUCAUCUAUAUACGGACAGUUUUCCUUCUUUUUCCUUUUUUCCUCAUUUCUACUAUUUUAUAGCUUAAAUUUAUUUCUGUUUAUAUUCUAAGCAUACGACAAAGGAAAGUGACAAACAACAAUAAGAACCAACGAUAAUGAAUGGGAUAAUUUUUUAUGCUAGAGAAGAGAAAAAAAAAAUUACAACUACCGUUUUUGUUUAUUAUUAACGCAUAGACAUUUAUAAGUAAUUAAUUAUAUAUAAAAAAAGCAUGAUAUCCUUAGGAAAGAGAUUCUAUUAUAUUUACUUGAAUUAAAUAUGUUGUGUACUAUAUUCCUUUUUACAUAACUAAUUAAUUUAAUUGGGUGAGCGGAAAACUGCAAAGUAGAGAAAAAAACAAUACAAUCUAUUUUUAGGGUAGAGUUUCAGUUCAAUAAUUUCAUUUUCUGUAGAUAAAUUAUAAGCAACUUACUAUUUCUACAGAUCAAUUAUCAUUAAGGCUUGGUGAAGGAUUACAUAGAAUAAGGAUUAAUAUCGUCUAUCUUAUUUAUAUAGUUGUAAGAAUUAGCAGAAAAUAUAAGAAAAACAUAUUCAUUAUUUCAAAAUUUGACAAGCAUUUUCAAUUUUUUAACACCUAUCUAUCUCUUCCUCUUAUCCUCUCCUAUACGCAUUCCAUUAUUAAAAGACAUGACGAGUUUUUUUCACUCCUAUUCGAUAUAACACUAUAGGCUGAAUUGUUUUUAUAUCAAUUGCAGGGAUAUAUUGAUAUAAAAUGAUCGCGUUCGUCUUCGUCUCGAGAAUCGUCGGACUGGUAAGUACUAUAAAAUAGGGUAGCACCGUAAUUAAUCACUGCCUCUAAGAGUAACUCGUUUAUAUCGAAAAGCUCCUAGGAAUAUUCGCCUUUUCCACAACGACUUCACACAGUACCACUAGCAUCAUUCAUGUUCACUGCCCAAUAGAAAAUUCUAUGGUACAGAUCAACAUAAAUGUUUCAUUUCCCUAUAAUAUUGCAAGUAAUGGAUUUAAAACGGAUCCUUGCAAUCCAAAAUCAGCCGAUUCACAUCCAUACGGAUCGUAUGCAUUCCAAUCAAUCGGUUUCGUCGUCCUUGCUAUACUCAGCUCUUUAGUAUGCCUUCUUGGCUUAAUUGUUUAUAUCUGUUUCGACGAAGCCUAUAGGGAAAACUACAAAUUACCAAACGCUGAUUUUUUAUUGUCCGUCGUUAUUGUCUGCUUAUGGAUCGUUUGUACGACAGUCUGGGCGGACGGAUUUGUCAAGAUAAAACAUUAUAUCGAUCUGCAAACACUACGGGUCAACGGCCACUUGGAGGGUUGCAAGGAUUUGCCUCAUAAAUGCAUUACCGUAAGCCACGGAAAAUUUGCUAGCAUUUAUGCUUCAUUGGUAAAUUGUCAUUGAUUUAAAUUUUUCGUAUAAUAUAAUCUGGUCUUCUUCCCUUAUUUAUUCCUUGCAGUGUUUCGGUUACCUUAACGCUCUACUUUGGGCUGGUAAACUGUGGUUUCUCUUCUCUGAAACGUCUUUCUACAAAGGUCAACCGGUACCUAUAAAGGAAGAAGACUGCGAACCAUUUCGAAUUUGAGUCUCUUUUUAUUUUAAUAAAUAAAUUAAAGUCGUCAAUUAUUUAUAAUAAAUAAUGAAAAGACUUUAU
This is a messenger RNA of Dimorphilus gyrociliatus, 3375 nucleotides long. The record is from the annotation of a GenBank genome assembly. NCBI's taxonomy places the organism in Eukaryota, Metazoa, Annelida, Polychaeta, Dinophilidae.